Messenger RNA from Hemiscyllium ocellatum (epaulette shark), 491 nucleotides. Its product is annotated as EKC/KEOPS complex subunit LAGE3. The transcript has 3 exons. The record is from RefSeq and is a predicted model, not a curated record. Bases 33 to 356 code for a protein of 107 amino acids. NCBI's taxonomy places the organism in Eukaryota, Metazoa, Chordata, Chondrichthyes, Orectolobiformes, Hemiscylliidae. Gene Ontology annotation, cellular component: EKC/KEOPS complex.
CCAAUGGUCUCUCCCGGUCUCUCCAAUCCAAGAUGGCGGCGGACCCGGCCGUCGCUAACGGCGGGAACCGGCUCCGAUUUCACCUCCGGGUGCCUUUCCCCUCGGCCCCGGAAGCUCGGAUCGCCCUGGGAUCGCUCCAGCCGGAUCGGGAGCCGCGAAAGGGAGGGAUCGAGAGGCGGCUGAGCGUGCAGGGAAGGGAGCUCCGAGUGCAGUGGGAGGCAGACGAAGCUCGAAUCCUGAGGGUGUCCGUCUCCUCCUUCCUGGAUCACCUGGCGCUGGUGUUGAUGACCAUGGAGCGCUUCGGACCCCCGCGAGAUCCCGCCGACCGGGCAGAGCUGACGGGAAACGCUCCCUGACUGGGACCGGCGCCACGCCUGAGGGGGUAACACCACCUAAAACUCAGCCCGAGGGGAGGGGGUGCAGGAGGAGGGAUCACCCUGCAACAGUGUGGUGGACGCAAGACGGGGUAAUAAAACAUGACCUCAAUCCUC